Messenger RNA from Prosopis cineraria, 1978 nucleotides. RefSeq lists its product as uncharacterized. The record is from RefSeq and is a predicted model, not a curated record. The transcript has 5 exons. Bases 249 to 1703 code for a protein of 484 amino acids. Lineage: Eukaryota; Viridiplantae; Streptophyta; Magnoliopsida; Fabales; Fabaceae.
AUGCUGAAAAUGGAAAUCGAAUGCCCUAGGCCUUGCCUGUUUCGUCAUUCAUUUCUCCGGACCUCACUGUCGUCUUCAUUGUCGCCGUGAUCGUCGUCGGCGUUCCUUCACAGCAGAGUCCUCGUCUUCGGCGGUUAUACUUGGGUCUUCGUUCGCGGUAGAUGUGGCCGAAAACUCUCUGACCUGUGCAAUUCAGUCUUCUUUACUAAACACAGAACCUCCAUUUCUAAAGCAUUUGUGCCACCUCAAUGAGAGGAAACGUUGGAUUUGGAACAAGGCUGCCAAACACCAAUACCUCCCAUGCCAGGCAAACACUGAUUCCAUAUUCAACUUUCUCCAAUUCUGGUGCAGGUGGUGGCCGUGGCCGUGGUGGCCCUCCCUCCAGCACAGGGCAUAUUGACUUCAGUGGACGAGUUCUGGGUAAGCCUGUCCCUGAUGAGUCAAAAUCUGACUCACCUGAGUCACCUGUUCUUCCUGGAUCUGGACCUUCUGGUCUCGGUCAUGGCCGAGGCAAGCCCCUUCCUCCACCAUCCUCGGGUCACCCUUCAUUCUCAUCAUUUUUGUCUUCUUUAAAACCACCACCUGCAGGCCGUGGCCAAGUUACUAGCCCACCGGUAUCUCAACCUACAAAUGAUUCAGGGCCUAAAAAACCUAUGUUCUUUAAAAGAGAUGAUAGUGGUAGUCCAUCAGUUGAAUCUAGGCCCAAUAUUUCUAGCAUUGGCAAUCGUGAGGUUAAUAAUAGACUUCUGGGGAAUAUGGCGGGGGUGUUGUCUGGACUUGGGAGGGGAAAGCCAAUGAAGCAACCUGAUCCAGAGAACCAAGUCAAGGAAGAGAAUCGGCACCUACGUUCCCGGCAAACUCUAGACACCACCACAUCUAGGACUGUGUCUAAGAGUCAGCCAGUACUAAGUCGGGAGGAUGCAGUGAAGAAUGCACGGAAAAUUUUAUCACAAGUAGGGGAUAAAGGAGGUACUGCUGGUAGGGGAAGAGGAGAAUUUGCAGGUGGGGUUGGUCAAGGUAGAGGCCAGGGCCGUGGACGAGAUGGAAGGGAAAGGUUCACAUGGAGGGACAGAGGAGAAAGGGAUGGUCGGGAUCAGCGUAUUGAUGAUACCUCUUCAAAAGGAAUUUAUGUUGAAGAUCCAGAUGAUAGUGGUGAGAAGUUAGCCGAGAGGGUUGGGCCUGAGGUGAUGAAUCAAUUGGUUGAAGGAUUUGAGGAGUUGGCUGAUAGAGUUUUACCCUCACCGUUGUAUGAUGAAUAUUUGGAUGCACUGGACGUAAAUUGUGCGAUAGAAUUUGAACCAGAAUAUUUGAUGGGUGAGUUUGAUAGGAAUCCAGAUAUUGAUGAGAAACCACCAAUUCCACUAAGAGAUGCACUUGAGAAGGUGAAGCCAUUCUUGAUGGCAUAUGAAGGGAUUCAGAGCCAAGAAGAGUGGGAGGAAAUAAUGGAAGAGACAAUGGUGAAGGUUCCAUUGUUGAAGAAGAUUGUUGAUCACUACAGUGGACCAGAUAGGGUGACUGCAAAGAUGCAACAAGAAGAAUUAGAAAGAGUAGCUAAAACUCUUCCUCAAAACACACCAUCUUCUGUGAAGCGAUUUACAGAUCGUGCUGUUCUCUCUCUUCAGAGCAAUCCAGGCUGGGGAUUUGACAAGAAAUGCCAGUUCAUGGAUAAGCUAGUUUGGGAGGUUUCUCAGCAUUACAAAUGAGCUCUUAAUUUGCCCUUUCGGUUGCAUGCUUUUGUUUCGAGGUUUACAAUAUCAUCAUUUGUCGUUUGGGUAAGUUCUCUUGGAGCGCUUCCUCUAGCUGAAUUCAUUUGUUUUUUUCCCCUUUCCGGAAAAGAUAGUGCUAUAAAUUUUGUAAUAAUCUGUACGUAUAACAUAUGCCUUUCUUAGCAUCGUUGCAUUUUUUGUUGGAGAUAUUCCAGUGCUACUGAAAAAGUAAUAAUUAUUACGGGCCGUAUCAUCUAGCUGAUUUAAAUUUC